Messenger RNA from Chinchilla lanigera (long-tailed chinchilla), 3525 nucleotides. RefSeq names its product RNA binding protein, fox-1 homolog (C. elegans) 1 (gene Rbfox1). Lineage: Eukaryota; Metazoa; Chordata; Mammalia; Rodentia; Chinchillidae. The record is from RefSeq and is a predicted model, not a curated record. Gene Ontology annotation, molecular function: mRNA binding. The coding region runs from base 435 to 1748 and encodes 437 amino acids. The transcript is spliced from 13 exons. Gene Ontology annotation, biological process: nervous system development; regulation of alternative mRNA splicing, via spliceosome. Gene Ontology annotation, cellular component: nucleus; cytoplasm.
UCGGUGUCUACAGGAGGGCAUCUUUGCCCCUCUACCUUUCAUAGAAGUUGCCUUUGCUCGUUCUUGUCACCUUCCCCGGGGGCGUGGGGUGCAGUGGGGGCACCUUCCACUUUAAAGGAAAUCGAAACGCAGGCCCAACAAGGCAGCAAAGAGGUGCAGCUUCGAAGGAAACCAACUAGUUUCCUGUUUCUCCAAGACUCUUAGUUGGAGGCUGAUGAAGGCUGCUGGGAUCUAGCGGAGCGGAGGCAGGGACAGGCUAGCCAGGGAGGAGGGACUCCGGGGUGCGGUGGGGGGAGGGAGGCAGAGGAGAAGCCAGAGCAAGCGAGAGAAGAGAGAGCCGCCGGGCUUUGACUUAGAUAGUCACCAAAUUAAAAAAAAAAAAAAAAAAAAAACUGUAGCGACCAGGAAGGGAAAAAAAAUAGCAACGUGAUUGCAUGCGAGUUUCCCCACUCGUGCUCGGCGGGCGCCAGAGAGACACCAUGCAGCAUCCUCUGACGGGGGCCACCUGCGUGGCGCUCCCCAACGUGGGCAUGUGUCCCCAGCUAUCGUGUGCCUUGACUUUUAUGUACUUACAGCAGGGUAAUCAGGAAGCAGCGGCCGCCCCUGACACGAUGGCUCAGCCUUACGCUUCAGCCCAGUUUGCUCCGCCUCAGAACGGCAUCCCCGCGGAAUACACGGCCCCUCACCCCCACCCCGCGCCAGAGUACACCGGCCAGAACACCGUCCCUGAGCACACGUUAAACCUGUACCCUCCCGCCCAGUCGCACUCUGAGCAGAGCCCCGCGGACACCAGCGCGCAGACGGUCUCCGGCACCGCCACACAGACAGAUGACGCAGCACCGACGGAUGGCCAGCCCCAGACACAACCUUCUGAAAACACGGAAAACAAGUCUCAGCCCAAGAGGCUCCACGUCUCCAAUAUCCCCUUUCGGUUCCGGGAUCCCGACCUACGACAAAUGUUUGGUCAAUUUGGUAAAAUCUUAGAUGUUGAAAUUAUUUUUAAUGAGCGAGGCUCAAAGGGAUUUGGUUUCGUAACUUUCGAAAAUAGUGCCGAUGCGGACAGGGCGAGGGAGAAAUUACACGGCACCGUGGUAGAGGGCCGUAAAAUCGAGGUAAAUAAUGCCACAGCACGUGUAAUGACAAAUAAAAAGACCGUCAACCCCUAUACAAAUGGCUGGAAAUUGAACCCCGUUGUGGGUGCAGUAUACAGUCCUGAAUUCUAUGCAGGCACGGUGCUGUUGUGCCAGGCAAACCAGGAGGGAUCUUCCAUGUACACUGCCCCCAGUUCACUUGUAUAUACUUCCGCAAUGCCCGGCUUCCCGUAUCCAGCUGCCACCGCAGCAGCCGCCUAUCGAGGGGCGCACCUGCGAGGCCGUGGCCGCGCCGUGUACAACACCUUCCGGGCCGCGGCGCCCCCGCCCCCGAUCCCGGCCUAUGGAGGAGUAGUGUAUCAAGAGCCUGUGUAUGGCAAUAAAUUGCUGCAGGGUGGUUAUGCUGCAUACCGCUACGCCCAGCCUACCCCCGCCACUGCUGCCGCCUACAGUGACAGUUACGGACGAGUUUAUGCUGCCGACCCCUACCACCACACACUUGCUCCAGCCCCCACCUACGGCGUUGGUGCCAUGAAUGCUUUUGCACCCUUGACUGAUGCCAAGACUAGGAGCCAUGCUGAUGAUGUGGGUCUCGUUCUUUCUUCAUUGCAGGCUAGUAUAUACCGAGGGGGAUACAACCGUUUUGCUCCAUACUAAAUGACAAAACCAUAAAAACCUUCCAAUGUGGGGAGAAAGGAAGCUUUCCGAGGCCUGAGUAUUGCAAUACAUGCAGUAGUGCAUCAUUUUAGCAACUCUAAAAAAAGAUAAAAUAAAAAAGAGGAAAAAAUUACAUUUUUUAUCUUAUACCUCAGAUAUUUUGUUCUGUGUAUUUUAAUAUUGUGGGUCUUUCAUUUCUGAAGGUUCCGUAGAUUGGUUGCUGGCUGUAGGAGUUUUUUUGUGGGUGAUCUAGAGAGAUGCUAGUUAUGAAUAAAAAUUGGUUUAGGGCCAUAUCCAGAGUGCUAUAUUAUGUAAAUGAAUUAUAUAUGCUGAAUCUGAAGCUACUGGGGUUAAGCUGUCUGGGAAGAGUGUAAGUGACUAUAGUAGUCAUUUUUUUCUGCAUCUGCAUUAUUUUAUUUUGUGAAGGGGAAGGUCGGGAGGGGCUUAGGGGUUUGGGCCUGGGGUUUGGCUGAAAGAAAAAAAAUAUAUAGUAACUGAUGAAUCUAAACGACCCACUGCACCAACGAUCAUAUAUCAACGGUUCUAAGUUACUCAUUGCCAGUUCAAGCCAAAGGUUAUGUUGUUAAGGGGCUGCUUCUAGUAGCACUUGUGCAUUGGAUUUGAACGAAGCUGUGCAAACCCACCCUUAAAACCAUUCCACCCGGCAGUAUUCAGCUUCUUAACCAGCCGCUAGUUAUUUAGGCAAAAACUACUAGUUAGGCCAUCAACAAGUAUUCUUUUUAUAUUUCUUCCAGUAUAAUAAAUUAUUGAUAUCAUUGCUGACUUUUAUAUUAUGGGAGGGAAAAAUAACAUUAAUAAAAAGGUGAUAAAAAGCACUGUUUCUAUUUUUUUCUUUUUUUCCAAAAAAAAAGAAAGUAAUAAAAACUUAAAUUCUUUGUACCAGUUAAAAAAAUGUAUAAAAUUUACAUCUGUGCAGUGGAGUUGUUAAGUUCUAGAAACAGUCGAUGAAGCUUUAGUUUUAGCUUAGUAGAAACAACUGUUAGAGACAGACGUAUAAUUUUUAUGGAAUUACAUGAUAAUCAUAUUCGGAUUUAUAGACGCAUUUUACAAGUAUUGCAAUCAUUGAGUAGAGAUAAUCAUGGUAUUUUCAUCAGCUUGGUACUUUUUGAAACAUGACUACAUUGUGUGAGCAAACUGUAAUUUUUCAGUCUGUGAAAAGCCUGCCCUCCCAACUCUCUGCCACGCCCCAGGACUAUUUUAAACCAGUAUCUUUAGCUCAGUCUCCAAGGCCCAGGACACUUGUCAGAAGGAAGCAAAAAAAAAACAACUAGAUCCCCAUUCUUCAUCCCCAAAGAACAAGCCCCUCACCUUCUGUCGAAUGCAGGGCCAGAGCUACACAGCUGAAAAAUUGCAGCUUGUCUGUAUUUCUUCUGUUGGAACACUUCCCAUGUUGUCCUGUUUACAAGUUAACCUAAGUUGGGGUAUCUGUCACGGGUCUUCCUGUUUUUGUAUUUAAAUUUAAAAAAAAAAUAAAUAAAACAGCAGCAGCAAGCUGUCCCUGAGUAGUUCUGCUGCCAUACCUAAAUCUUCAUGUGUGCAGUGCAGGCCGUAUGUACGGCACGCACUUUAGUAAGUUAUCAACUCACCGCUGUGACCUGCCAAUCCGCUGUAACAACUUCGCUUUAAAACAAAACCAAACAAAAGUUUAAAAAAAAAAGUGUUUGUGAUCCAGCUUUUCCUUGUCAUCCUAUGUGCAUGCCGUAAGAUCAGUUGGAUAUUAAACCAUCAAUAAAGUUUCACAAGAUUUGAAAAUAAA